Panicum virgatum (switchgrass) is the source of this 4233-nucleotide messenger RNA. RefSeq lists its product as uncharacterized. The record is from RefSeq and is a predicted model, not a curated record. NCBI's taxonomy places the organism in Eukaryota, Viridiplantae, Streptophyta, Magnoliopsida, Poales, Poaceae. The coding region runs from base 796 to 3870 and encodes 1024 amino acids. The transcript is spliced from 4 exons.
GCACCGCAUGCCUCCGGGUCCUCCCAACUCCCAGUGCGCUCUUCCUGGUUCCUCAACCUCCGCCACCAGAAGCCCUGUGACUCCGCCGCCGCGGCUGCUAGGGCACGAGCUCCCGGCGAUCGGGUGUCUCUCGCCCCAGGCCCCGUCGAAUAGAUCGCCGGCAGUUAGGUCGUCACAAUCCGUAGAGUAGGGGCAGGCCAAGGUGUAGGCAACGCCGUCCCCAGCAGGAGAAGCAGGCAGCAGUCCGCACGGCAGCAUCGCAGCUCUCGCGAGCGCGACGGUGCCGGCGCGUCUGUUGCCGCCGCCGCCUGUCCGGCUGGUUCGCGGUGCGCCGUGCGCCCGCAUCGGCUGACCGCCGGCCGCCGGAGGCACGGAGCCCUCCUCGCUCGCGAAGUUGCCUUUCGCCGGCUCGCCCGUCGUCGCCUCAUCGGCAGCUCCUAGAUCGGUUCCUCUUCUGCUCCGUGGUCGCAUGCGCGCUGGAAGGUAUCAGGCCUUCUUCCACUGUCAGAACUCACCUCGAAUCUGCGUCCGUUGUAAUUGACGCCUCUUCUGCCGCUGGAGGUGCAGAUCUAUCUGGACUUGGACUGCUCUUCUCAUCUCUGGGUAAUGGAAGCCCUAUCUGUUCUGGAUGGAUAAUUGACCUGACAUUGCCAUAGGCUAUAUUUGCACCUGAGAAGUGAACUAAUUCAAGGUGUUUGUACACUCUUUGGAUGGUUUAAGGGCCUGGAAGCCUUGUGUGGAUAACAUUUUGUGCUAAGGCUGUUGAGCUUGGGAACCGAUUCGGUAAUCAGCACAAUGGAGUGCAACAGAGAAGAGGCCUUGAAGGCCAGGGAAAUUGCUAUUAAGAAGUUGGAAAACAAAGAUUUUGUUGGUGCUAAAAGGAUUGCCCUUAAAGCACAGAGAAUUUUUCCAGAGCUUGAGAACAUACCCCAGUUGUUAACUGUCUGUGAAGUACAUUGUGCAGCAGAAGCAAAGAUAAACGGGAUGUUGGACUUCUAUGGAAUUCUCCAAGUGGAAGGGACAGCGGAUGAGAUGACCAUAAAGAAGCAAUAUCGUAAGCUUGUCCUCUCACUUCACCCUGAUAAAAACAGUUAUGUUGGUUCAGAAUCGGCUUUCAAGUUUGUUGCAGAAGCAUACUCAACAUUGUCUGAUCGAGCAAAACGAUAUGCAUAUGACAUCAAAUGGAGGGUUGCUUCUAAAGCUGCACCAAAGCAGGCUACACAACCGACACAGGCUGCAGAACCCACAUGGGCUACAAAACCGAAACAGGCUGCCAAACCAAAGCAGGCUGCCAAACCAAAACCGGCUACUCAACCUAAUCUGGCUGAGGAAACAAAUCAGGCUACAGAACCAAAGCAGACCAAUCAACCAAAGCAGUCUACAGAAGCAAUGAAGACUACAGAGUCGAUUAACAAAAAUGAUGCAGAUAGAAGUAGCACGGCAGGAUAUGGAACAUCAGGUUCACCACCCACUGCUGAGUGGACAUUCUGGACAGUGUGCAUCCACUGUAAAACAAAAUAUAAGUACUAUGGGAACAUUCUGAAUCAUCAGAUCCGCUGUCAGAACUGCAGGCAGAAUUUUUUUGCAAACAACAUAAAUAAAGAAGAUGUGCCUCCUCUAUUCUCAUCAAAAGCAGCCAAUGAUGCUGGGCAACAGGGCUGUGUUCCCACUCAACAAGGCUGUUCUACUCAUUUCUCUUCUAGAGAGAACCAACAGGCAAGGCCUGUGAUGAAUGGAGCACAAUAUGGUGAACAAAUGAAGAGCAGUUCAAAACCAAGUGGUGAGGGUAUGUUUAAUCAUACAGAGACAAGUGAACAAGGGGGAGUUGAAUUUUCUGCAAGGAAUCCAUCUAAAGCAUCUGCACCAAAUGGAAAUGGUAUGGCAUCUGACACUACUGUACCAGAUUUUGGUGAUGGGAAAAACCUAGGUAGUGGGGUGGAUACAUCAGCAGAGCCAGGUGCUGCAGGGAUCCCUAGUCCACGGAGAUCUUCUAGGAGAAAGGCAUUUGUUGAUGCCAACAACAUUCUGAAUUCUCCAAAGAAAAAGAGUCGGACAAUAAAAGAUUGGUUCUCAAAUGCUGCCCCCAGUUCUAAUAAAGUGUUUGAUGAUAAUGUUGCCCAUGCUGAUGGACCGGCUAGUGAACCUCAUGUCUCCAGCAAAACAAAUAACCAAGAGAAAGGUUGUACCAUCAAUGAAAGCAAUCAAAUGAAUUACAAAGAAGCUCAUGAUACAGCUGCUGAGAAGCCUUGCAAUGCUGGGGGCUUCACGUACCCUGACCCAGAAUUUUAUAACUUUGAUAUGCGCAGGAAUGUCAAUCUGUUUGCAGUUGAUCAGAUAUGGGCACUUUAUGAUGACCAUGAUGCCAUGCCGAGAUAUUAUGCUAGAAUAAAACGUCUUGAUACUACCAACUUCAGAGUUCAGUUCACUUGGCUGGAGCAUGAUGCAGUGAAUGAUGAGGAGUACGAAUGGACUGAUAAUAAUCUGCCUGUUGCUUGUGGGAACUAUACCCUAGGAAAGAUAGAGGUGUCAGAAGAUCCCCUCAUGUUUUCUCACAUUGUUUCAUCAUGGACGAAAGGCAAAAAAAGGGGUUCUUAUGUAAUACAUCCAAGUAAAGGUGAGGUAUGGGCUCUUUAUAAAGGCUGGAGUAUGCAGUGGACCUCAGAUGCAGAUAAUCAUAGAUCCUAUGAGUAUGAAGUUGUGGCGGUCCUUUCAAACUUCACAAUGGAAGCUGGUGUCACUGUUAUCCCCUUGGUCAAGGUUGAAGGUUUUGUGAGUCUUUUUGCAAAAGCAAAGGACAAAUCAUCAUAUGUUAUACCAUCAAGCGAACUACUUCGAUUUUCUCACAGCAUCCCAUAUUUCAGAACAAGGGGAAAUGAAAAGGUUGGCAUCCCAUCUGGAUUUCUCGAACUAGAUGCUGUAUCACUUCCUAGUAACCUGGAUGUAGUAUUUCCACCAGUUACUCUUGAUUCUUGUGUGUCUAUCAACAGUACAAUGGACAGUGGGUUUGUUGACUUGACUGGUGAUACUACACCUGGCCCUGGAAAGGAACAAAGUGCUCAAAAGGGCAAUAAGAGAAAAGGAGAAAGGCAGAAAAAUCGUUCCCUUGGAACUCCUGUUCAGCAGCCUAAUGCUGGUCAUGUUAAUGUGUCUGGUGGUUCCACUCAGCAAGGCUGUCCCUCUCCCACGAUUUACACAUAUCCAGAAACAGAAUUCUACAACUUUGAAGAAGGCCGUUCAUAUAAUAAGUUUGAACGAGGCCAGAUAUGGGCUCUUUACAGUGAUUUUGAUAAACUUCCCAAGUACUAUGGUUGGGUUACCAAAGUUGAUCUUGAUCCAUUCAGUGUGCAUCUGACUUGGCUGGAAGCUAGCCCUCGAUCAGAACAGGAGAAUAUGUGGUUGGAGCAUGAAGUACCUGUGAGCUGUGGAACAUUUAAAAUCCACAACUGGAGGAUCAAGUACAACACGACUGAUCCAUUCUCUCAUGUAGUAGUAGAUACUCAAGUUGGUUCAAAACGGCACUUUGAAAUUCACCCACAAGUAGGGGAGAUUUGGGCGAUCUACUACAAUUGGUUACCCGGCUGGGUUCCUUCCAGCAAGGAUGCUUGUGAGUAUGCCAUUGGUGAGAUUACUGAGCGCACUGAAGCUAUCACAAAAGUUCUAUUUCUCACUCAGGUCGAUGGCUACAGAACAAUAUUCAAGCCAGACAAUGAGAGGAGUAUCCUUGAUGUGCCUACAAAAGAUGACAUGCGGUUUUCUCAUAAGAUACCUUCUUUCCGUCUGACGAAGGAAAAGGGUGGCAAGCUCUGUGGCUUCUAUGAGCUGGAUCCAGCUUCUCUUCCUGAUCCUUUCCUCUCUUUGGGCACCCUCUGAUGUGCAGAAGCUCAGUUCGGCUGUCCUGAAGAAACUAAGAUUAGUUAGUUCCAGUUAACUGAAGUGAGCGAGUUCUAUUGUAUGUUUGUGGACGUUCAUGCGCUAGGCAACUGUGUUUUUUAGCGAGACCUUGCUAUAUGUUCCAGUUCAUAGGCCUUGGCUUCACCUUAUGCUGGGCUGAGCGUGAAAGUCUCGCCUAAUGCUGAUGCCUGUGAAACUGUAACCUAUCUGUUGGUAGUGUCUUGCCUGCAGGCGAGGGCAGUGGCCACUCUAUUAUGAGCUGCGAAACAGCACCCCGUAAUUUAUGCUGUCUCUCAAAUCCUCUACAAACUUAGGACUAUCAAUUUUAUUUACCAUUGUUGC